UGUUGUCGCGACUUUUCUGGGUUCUGCCCUACAGUGCAGCGUUAGUAAAACAAGUCCAAAGACAUCAAGGCAGACUAAGAACCGUUAACCCAUCUAUGUCCGCAGGCACAACCUGCCAACAACGAGCUAUGAGCUUACGAACAAUCUUCAAGUGGAGAAUCGACAGUCCAAUCAAGUGUGAUGAGCAACAACUUCAUCAAACUACUUCGAUUGAAGAACGUAUAGAAAAACGACGCAGUACUCCUUCAACAAGCUAUGUCCGUAGUCAAAGGCCAACUACGAAGGAAAAACCUCACACCAAACACAUCGAGUGCUCAUACCGUUAGCCGAUCAAGACAAAUUGAGCACAACAUCAACACUUCAGCUAAUCACAAUCAGCUAAGCGUUCACAGAUUUCAUCAGCGGAAUCAUUCUCUUUUUGGAAAUAUGUGGUCGUCCAUACGUCGUCCAGGUCAAUUUUCACGAAAAGGUAAUGUCGCUCCGAAAACAUCGGCUACAUCUGUAGCUGCAACAUCUGCAAUGCAAGCUGUACUCUCUGGGGCCGAUGGCUACAAAUCUUCUUACAGUAGCAUCACCAACGGGUUUGGUCGAAUAUCAAGAUGUGUAACUGAUGAUGCAAACGUCUCUGCACCUGAUAACAUUCCAUUGCAUCCCCUACUGUUGGAUGGUAGUAGCGGAAGACAGACUAGUCGAGUUUUUAAUUCAAACGAUCAUAAAAGAUGAAAAUUCAUGGAGAUGCAAUCAAAAGCAGCUUAGAGCGAUCAAAUCUACACCCAGUAGUCCACAGGAUAGACCAAAUGAUAAAGUGGAAAUAAUCGGUUCAGCAGAAAACCUAGUGGGAAUGGUAAGUAUACUACCUGGCUAC
Molecule: messenger RNA, 865 nt
Organism: Wyeomyia smithii (pitcher-plant mosquito)
Lineage: Eukaryota; Metazoa; Arthropoda; Insecta; Diptera; Culicidae
Exons: 3
Coding region: 256-723 (155 amino acids)
Source: RefSeq, a predicted model, not a curated record